This is a messenger RNA of Equus quagga, 1653 nucleotides long. Its product is annotated as ubiquitin carboxyl-terminal hydrolase 17-like protein 6. Gene Ontology annotation, biological process: regulation of apoptotic process; protein deubiquitination. Gene Ontology annotation, cellular component: nucleus; cytosol. Gene Ontology annotation, molecular function: cysteine-type endopeptidase activity; cysteine-type deubiquitinase activity. The transcript has a single exon. The coding region runs from base 1 to 1653 and encodes 550 amino acids. NCBI's taxonomy places the organism in Eukaryota, Metazoa, Chordata, Mammalia, Perissodactyla, Equidae. The record is from RefSeq and is a predicted model, not a curated record.
AUGAGGUCCCAGAUGAGAAAUUUUGUGAACGUUGCUUCCAGAGGCAUGGAGCCUGCUUCUCUCCACUCCAGGGAUGAGUCUCAGUUCAAUGUCUUUCCAACACUCAGACCUUCUUGGUCAAGUGCAAGUGGUGCUGAGGCCCACUGGGGACUCUCUCUACUUGAGAAGCCAUCGCCAUUAUCACAGGAAGUUUGCAACCUGCAGGAUGGUUUUGCCCCUGUGUCGACAGGGCCGGCUCCCACAAAGAAACGUCUUCUGAGUUGGAAGAGACCUUAUGUGGUUGGCGCUGGGCUUCAGAAUAUGGGGAACACCUGCUAUGUGAAUGCAGCACUGCAGUGUCUGACAUACACACCACCCCUGGCCAGCUAUAUGCUGUCCCAGCAGCACUCGAAAACCUGUCAGAAUCAGAGAUUCUGCACACUGUGUGCAAUGCAAGUUCACAUUACCCGGGCCCUCUACCACCCUGGAGAUGUUAUCCAGCCCCUGCCGGAACUGGUUACUGGCUUCCACAGACGCCGGCAAGAAGACGCUCAUGAAUUUCUGAUGUUCACUCUGGAUGCCAUGCAGCAAGCAUGCUUGAGUGAGUACAAGCAGGUAGACGGUCACUCAGAUAACACCUUAGUCCGUCAAAUAUUUGGAGGGUACUGGAGAUCUCAAAUCCAAUGUCUCCGCUGCCAUGGUGUUUCAGACACUUUUGACCCUUACCUGGACGUUACCCUGGAUAUCAAGGCAGCUCUGAGUGUGAACCAAGCCUUGAAACAGUUGGUGAAGCCUGAAAAGCUGGAUGGUGAAAAUUCGUAUUAUUGUAGUAUGUGUCUAAAGAAGGUGCCUGCUUCCAAGACGUUGACUUUGCAUACUUCCUCCAAGGUCCUUAUGCUUUUACUGAAACGGUUCUCAAAUUUCACAGGCAGCAAAAUGCCGAAGGAUGUACAGUAUCCUGAGUAUCUUGACAUGCAACAAUACAUGUCUCAGCAGAAUUCAGGACCUCUCCUUUAUGUACUCUAUGCCGUGCUGGUCCAUGCUGGGUGGAGUUGUCACAAUGGACACUACUUCUGUUAUAUAAAAGCUGGAAAUGGUCAGUGGUAUAAAAUGGAUGAUGCUAAGGUCACCGCCUGUGACGUUACUUCUGCCCUGAGCCAAUGUGCCUAUGUCCUCUUUUACAUCCAGAAGAGUGAAUUAGAAAGAGACAGUGGGAGUGUGUUUAUAGAUGGGAAACCAAGAUCCCUCGUGGCUGACGACGCAACCAUGGUUGCAGCCAAAUGGGAGCCUGAAAGAGACUCCAGCGUCAGAGUUCCUGAGUCGGAGAAGCACAUGGGAGAUACAUCAGUCAAACAAAUCACCUUAGACCAGUGGAGAUCCCUCCAAGAACACAAGCGACUGAAGCCUGAAUUCAACCUCAGGAGGAUAGAUUCUGCCCUGCCUGCCCAUGCAGUUGUGAUUCAUUGGUCGAAAUACAGAGAUAGGAUGAGGAAGAAUCAACCUGAACAGGAAAACUACCGCCUCAACAAUUCAGCUAGGGGCAGCCCAGCUCAGGGGGCAAUGAACAUGGGCAAAGUCCUUUGUCUCAGAGGGAGAGCCAGAGCUACCAAGAGGAAAAACAAGCAGGGACAGAGGUCUCUGGAUGCAUUCCAGCAGUCUCGGUACAGGCUUUGA